AUGCUCCAACAUCAUCAUCACGGAGAUGAUCAGUCAUGCUUCUCUUGUGAUCAUCACUCCCAUUCGUUAGAAGAAGAGUGUCGAAAAUUAUCUACACUGCUAUUUAACGAGGAAACUAACCAUGAAAUUGAACAUAUCAUCCACGAUGUAUUUAUCCCUAAUUUAGUUUCUUGCUCGGAGUUUGACAAGAUUGAACAGCUUGUUGAUGCUCUCCUGAAAAACCCAUCACUUUUCUUAAUUAUUUAUCACCAUUGUUUCGAUAUUUUUGCACCAACAGUGAACUUUAGCCUUUCUCUACGCAAGAUUGGAACGAAUUCCGAUUUAUUGAAUAAGAUUUUAAAAUUAAUAUCAUUGGUAUGUGAACACUCCCCUCCUAAAGAGGUUCACUCCUUACUGAUGGAAAGUCUUACAACAAACAUUGUGGAAGUUGAGCUGAAAACUAGUGAUGGUAGUCAAAACGCUCUUUUGGACAUUCAUAAUUAUGGACUCGAUCAACAAAACAAAAAAUCACUGGAGCAUCAAAUAUUUUUACUGUCGCACUUCUUUAACAAUCUCUCAAGAUUUCCAGAAAAUGACAAGAGAUGGCAAUUUAUCAAAUAUUUGGAUAUCAUCCUAUCAAGAGCAUGUGGUAUUAGAGUUGAAUCUAUUCAAAACGAAGCAUUUGGAAUAGAAGAGGAAAUGUCGCAAGAGGUACAAAGAAAGCUAAAGUCGGAUAGAUUAUUUUUGGAAUACUCUUCAACACUAAUCGACUCCAUUUUCUCUUUCUCCGAUUAUCUAUUUCGUAAUGUGAAUUACGAAUCUUUUUUAAAAAAGAUCUACUUGAGAAGAGAAUCAGAUUGCAUCAUGCAAUCGUGCUUCUCGAUUCUGGCUAAAAUUUAUUCAAAUGACCAGUUAAUUGAUGUUUGUUCAAACAAUGGACAGAUUGACAAAAUUAUGAAAACCAUAACCUCAUGCAAAAAAAAUCUCAACGAAAUACUAGAAUAUUUUACUCGUUUUAAAAAAUGGUCAGAGGCCAACAAAGAAUCGCAAGAUGAGCACAGCGAACACUCUGAAAACGAGGAUGAAGAAAUGGGACAUCAUGAAGAUGACAAGGAAGAACUUAAAAAUUUUAUUCCUUGGGAACCUCGAGGAAUUGCAGUAUUUCUCUAUCUACUUUUUGUGAAAAAGUUGGAAAGAAAAUAUUAUGGUAUUUUCAUAUUAUCUGACUUGUAUUUAUUUGUCAUGUCUAAAUAUUAUGUAGAGCUAAUGCUACAAAGUGGAAUAGCCUCAUUUGGUAGAAUUGGUCUCUAUAUUUUACGGUAUUUAUUUGAAAAUCAUGUUAAGAAAAAAGGUUCAUUGCACAUUAAGGAUCAUGUACACGAAUACGACAUUGCAUCUUAUUUUGAUUUGCCCCAAUCGUUAGUUUCCUUUAUGACCAUGCGUCCAGACAACAAAUUGCGUACAUUUGCGUACAACAUAUUCCAAGAUUUUAUCACGAGAUUUGAGGACGAAGAUAGAUUUAAUUUGCUCUACCACAUGCUCAACAAAUGUCCUUAUCCUUAUAUGGUAGCAAUCAUUCUUGACAGAAUGAAAGAAGAAAUUAUUUUAGAAUAUAAUGCCAUGUUUCAACUUAUUGGAAAAGAGAGUUUGGAACGAGUGAAACAACAGAAUGCCUACAAACCCUCACAACCUCCCAAGUUAGAAGAAGUGAACGAAUUCCUUAAAAACAAAACAACAACUAAUUCAGAAAGCUACUUUUCCCAGUUUGUUCCAAACAAUGCUCCUAAAUUGAGCUAUGAUCAAAAAACAAUUAACAUCAUACGAUUGCAUGCAAAAGAUUCCAAAGCAUUUCUUGUUCCACACAAAAUUCCUAAUCUCAUCAUUGAAUUACUAGAGAAAUAUGUAGAAAAACCGUUCGAAGGGGAUAAUAUUCAAGUAAUUUUGCGAGCUCUCAAUCUCUAUUACUUUUUAUUAUUGAGGGACGGAGAACCCAAUGUGACAGGAAUCAUGGACACAGAAAUUGUUUCCAAAAUGGAAGACAAAAUAUUAAGAAAAUUAAGUGAAAAGAAACAAGAGUUCGAGAAUCUAAUCAAAGAGCAAGUCAAACUUCCAAAACAAGAUAUGGAAGAUGAAGAAGAUAUUGAUUAUGAUGAUUUGUUAGAUGAAUUCGAACAUGAAUUUACUCCAGAAGAAAUUGAAGCUCUCCAAGAAUUGAAUGCCAAGCACAAAGAACAAAUCAAAAUCAAAGAACAAACCAGCCAUGAGUUGGAUGUAUAUUUGCUAAGCGAAGUACUUGACAGAAUCAACAAUGCUCUCCAUCAUCCAAUAAAUUAA
Molecule: messenger RNA, 2313 nt
Organism: Naegleria fowleri
Lineage: Eukaryota; Heterolobosea; Eutetramitea; Acrasida; Naegleriidae
Exons: 1
Coding region: 1-2313 (770 amino acids)
Cellular component (GO): cytoplasm
Molecular function (GO): ubiquitin-protein transferase inhibitor activity
Source: RefSeq, a predicted model, not a curated record